UGGGAUGGGUGGUGGUUAGAACGGAGUGAGAGUGAAAAGAGUUGGAGAGGUGAGAGAGAGUGUGUGAGGAAUGAAAAAGAAAUUAUUGAAAAUCAAAAUAAAAAUUAACAAGGUUUACAUAUGUUUCGGAAACUAAAAUGGUUCACUCCUUUCUCCCAUAGAAAUUGGUCGAUUAAACGUUUGCCAAAUGCUAAUAAUCACUUCCCUAACCCUAAAUCUCCCGCCUCGCCUCUGUCGUCAGCAUCGACUCCUACGGCGGUCAUCGAUGUUACUAUAGAUACUCUUUAUGAAAUCGCUAUUUACAUUCAUAGGUUUCAUAAUCUUGAUCUUUUCCAGCAAGGAUGGUAUCAAAUUAAGAUUAGUUUGAGAUGGGAGGACAGCGAAGUGAUGGGAAUACCGGCACGUGUUGUUCAAUUUGAAGCUCCUGAACCGGGCCCUGAAGGUACUUCUGGGGUUUGGAGGAUUGAUGAUACAGAAAACAGUUUUUGGACACAGCCUUUCUGGAUCAGAUAUGCAAGACAGGAUGUUUAUCUAUCGGUUAUGAUAGCAUUCAAUUUAGCUGAUAGUAGGCAUGAGGGGCCAUCAACAUCUGCUGUUAUAUUAAAGUUUGAGCUCAUGUAUGCUCCCAGGCUGGAGAAUGGCCUUGAGUUGCUAUCAUCUCUUGGUGCAUGUCCUGCUGCAGUUCAUGAAUUUCGAAUUCCUCCCAAAGCACUUCUAGGAUUGCAUUCUUAUUGCCCUGUUCAUUUUGAUGCUUUGCACACUGUACUUGUUGAUGUAACUGUACACAUUAGUCUACUAAAAGCUAGUUCUUCCACGGCCUCAUUGAAGUCAGACUUCAAAACCCAGGAGGCAUGGGGUCAGUUGGCUUCUGUAGGUCGCAAACAGGUCAUGUUCGUUAAAGCCCUAAUAACUGCCUAUGAAAUUCUUCUUGGAGAUCUUCAAAGAAUUAGCGAAGCAAUUGACCAUGCAAUUGAUUUGACUGAUUGUACUUUCAAGUUGGAUGAUACGAAGUUGUUUGGUUGUGUGGACUGCACAGUUUUAGGACAACUCUCAGGCAUGCAACAGAACGGUGUUGAGAAGGCCGAAGGCAAAACAGAUUUAAAUGAUGAACUGUCUGAUUCUAUAUCAUGGGGUGAUCUAUUAAAUGCUUUCCAAAUACUGGGAAAUCAAAUUUUGUCCUUGUGGAAUACAUUUUUGAUGUUUCACCGGGAAUUCAAUCUGAUCAAGAGGGUUGGUAAAGGAUGGAGUGUUGUUGACAACUCCAGCUUGAAUACAAGGGCUAACAGAGCAAAGGUAAUGGAAUUUCUGUGUGAUACAUGGGCAAAUGAUCGGAAAGCUGAAUGGUCAAUAUGGAUGAUGUACUCCAAAGCUGAGGUACCGAGUCACUUAUUAAGUACUGGACUUGAUGAAUCUUCUUAUAGGGCCUUCCGUGCAAAAGCUUUGAGUAUGCAGAAGUACAGUGUCAGUGAAGAUCCUGCACAAAGUGCAGCUAUGCGUGCUGAGCUACAUCGGCGAAGCAUUGCUCAGAUGAGGAUCAACAAUCAAUCAAUUCAGGACAUGCAUAUUUUUGGAGAUCCUUUACAUAUCCCUAUUGUAAUGGUAGAACGUUGCACAAGUGCACCAUUAUGUACAACCAGUGGAAAUUUAUAUUUUAGCCAGUUAGACCAGAGAGACAAGCACGGGUUUCUCGUUAGACCUAGCAUUAAGGCUGUGGAAAAGUCAAUUGGAGCUAGCUCACAACCAGCUGGUCAUGUUUUGAAAAUAGUUGUCUUUGUACAUGGAUUUCAGGGACAUCAUUUGGAUUUAAGGCUUGUUCGAAAUCAAUGGCUUUUAAUAGAUCCCAAGAUAGAGUUUCUUAUGUCAGAGGUAAAUGAAGAUAAAACAGAUGGAGAUUUUAGAGAAAUGGGACUAAGGCUGGCAGAAGAGGUGAUUUCUUUCCUCAAAAAGAAAAUGGAUAAAGUCUCUAGAAGUGGAAAUUUAAGAGAUAUCAAGCUUAGCUUUGUUGGGCAUUCCAUUGGAAACGUUAUUAUAAGAAGUGCAUUAACAGAGAGUAAGAUGGAGCCAUAUCUGAGAUUCUUGUAUACAUAUGUUUCUAUAUCCGGUCCGCACUUGGGGUAUCUAUAUAGCUCAAACUCUUUAUUCAACUCUGGGUUAUGGCUCUUAAAAAAGCUCAGGGGUACACAAUGCAUUCAUCAACUUACUUUCUCAGAUGAUCCAGAUCUUCAGAAUACUUUCUUCUAUAAUCUGUGUAAGCACAGGACACUGGAGUUCUUCAAAAAUAUAUUACUGUUAUCUUCACCCCAGGAUGGGUAUGUUCCGUAUCAUUCUGCUAGAAUCGAAAUGGCCCAAGCGUCUCUUUGGGAUAAUUCAAAAAAGCGUGCCAUUUUCUUGGAGAUGUUAAAUGAUUGCUUGGAGCAGAUGUAUGCCCCUUCAUCUGAGCAUCGAGUCUUCAUGCGCUUUGACAUUAACUUUGAUACCUCUUCUCAAGGCAGGAAUUUGAAUACUCUCAUUGGACGGGCUGCCCAUAUUGAGUUUUUGGAAUCUGAUAUUUUUGCAAAGUUCAUAAUGUGGUCUUUCCCAGAACUUUUUCGAUAAUUACCCCUGCAUUAAUGCCUCCUAUCAUUUUGCUCUCUCCACUUGGUCUUCUGGGCGGGAGUUCUGUUUCUGACGGAAUUUCAGGAAUGUUGAACAGGGCCGAGUAUGAAAAACUGCAGAAUCUGAAUGACUGAAGUCCUGAUUUUUGCAUGGCUUCUAGGCAGACCCCAUCGCAUGGUAUGGGUCCAAGAUGGAUUUUUCGGGCUGGUCUGCCACGUGGAUGACACUGAAAUGUUGCACUGUGUAAAUUAUUGGCUUGGAAUUUUGGUUUGUGAUUGAAGAAAGAUAUUCUUUCUUUACUCGAUGGCAAUUUUCAGUGAUCCUACAGGCCUUUCUGUGGCAUGACGUGCUGCAUUUCAGGCCUCAAGAUUUCAACGGUGGAUCAACGUUACCUCGUGGAUUUCAAGGGCGGUUUUUGGAGAUUGGGGUUUACAUUUAUGCCUGUACUUUUACCAGUUUCUUUGUACAAAGGAAGAAUACAGGAACUAUGCUUUUUAAUAUUAAGGAGCAGGUGAUACCUGUUCUAUAAAUGGUUCUCUUGUAGUUGCAGGCUACUUUCUGCAGGAACUAUCCUUUAUAUUUUGAUGAAUUCUUAUUCAUAGACA
Molecule: messenger RNA, 3200 nt
Organism: Mangifera indica (mango)
Lineage: Eukaryota; Viridiplantae; Streptophyta; Magnoliopsida; Sapindales; Anacardiaceae
Product: protein FAM135B-like
Exons: 15
Coding region: 121-2595 (824 amino acids)
Source: RefSeq, a predicted model, not a curated record